AUGCGUAGGGUCAGAAGCCAGGACAGACUUCAAGGUUUUGACCCCAAACCUGAGAGAACAUUUCACAGGAGGUUGAGGGAAGCAAGGGAUACAAAUAAUCUUCAGGCACUUGUUCAAUUUCUUGUGAACAUGGCAGAGGAGCAACAUAUGCUACUACGUGUGAAUGGACAGUUUAUGGGUCUUCCACAUGAGGAUCCACAACAGCACAUCCUGGACUUCUUAGAGAUUAGUGAUACUAAUAUCACCAACGGAGUCACUCCAGACUAUGUGAGGCUCACACUUUUCCCGUUCUCUCUAUUGGGCGAAGCAAAGCGAUGGCAAAACUGCAAAGAUCAGAGUGAGAUAGUCACCUUCAAACAGAAAACGGGGGAGUCUUUAUACUCAGCUUGGGAGAGGUUUAAGGGGCUGCUCAGAGACUACCCUCAUCACAAUCAGACAAACGAAGUGUUAGCUCACACUUUCAUAGAAGGGCUACAUCCUGAGACAAAGAUUGUGGUGGAUGUUGCAGUUGGAGGUCAAGUGUUGGAGAAAAGCUUUGAUGAGAUAUAUGCGUUAUUGAACAAAUUCUCCAAAAGCAAUCCUGAUUGGCAAGGAGAGAUGGGCAGACACACAGUGCAAAAAUCUACAGGGGUUCAAUUAUUUUGUGAAGUAUGUGGAGAGGGUCAUACAAUCGACUUAUGCCCAGUUAAUCCACAGUCUGUCUGUUUUGUGGGUAAUACAAAUAGGGGCCAGACAAACCAGUAUGGGAACACUUACAAUCCCAAUUGGAGGAAUCACCCAAACUUCUCUUGGGGUGGAAACCAAGGUGCUCAGAAUCAAUACAGGCCUCAAGCACCUCAACAACAAUAUAGACCACCUCAGGUUGAACAACAUGCAAACUCAAUGAGUCACCUUAAGGAGAUGAUGAAAAAACUAAUGGCUGAUCAGCAGGCCCAAGCAGCGGUAAUGAGAAAUUUGGAGCGACAAAUGGGACAACUUGCCAGUGCCCAAAAUACUCGACCAGUUGGAGCUCUUCCAAGAGACACUGAGGCUAAGCCUAAGCCAACCACUAUUGAGUCGGAAUCUGAAAAAUCAAAGGAGUUAGAGAAGCCAGUUGAAGAGGCGGUGGCUAAGCAAACUCCACCAUUAGUUGCGAGGCCACCACCUCUGUUCCCUCAAAGAUUGCAGAAAGUGAAGGAUAAUGUCGCGUAUAAAAUGUUUCAUGAUAUUUUGAAGCAAGUGCAAAUCAAUAUUCCACUAGUAGACCUCCUGCAAAAAGUGCCCAAAUAUGCAAAAUACAUCAAGGACAUAGUGGCAACUAAAAGGAGGUUGACUGAAUUCGAGACUAUGGCACUCAAUGAGAAAUGUAGCUCUAGAAUCCAAAGCAAGCUACCUCAGAAAUUGAAGGAUACGGGUAGUUUCACUAUCCAAAUCUCGAUUGGUAAGCAUGCAGUCGGGCGAGCUUUGUGUGAUCUUGGAGCGAGCAUCAAUUUGAUGUCGCUAUUUGUGUUCAGACAGUUGGGGUUGGGUGAGCCACACCCAACAACGGUAAUCUUACAGUUAGCUGAUCGCUCCCUUGCUCAUCCCGAAGGAGAAGUCCCAUUUAUUUUUGGGCGUCCAUUCUUAGCCACGGGCCGAGCUAUUAUUUAUGUAUGUGAAGGAAAGAUGACGAUGAGAGUUGGUGAUCGAGUGGUGGUAUUCAAUGUGUAUAAAGCACUAAGAUUGCCAGCCCAUUAUGAAGAGUUAUCUAUGAUUUCUGUGGUGAAAAGUGAUGCUACGUCAUUGGUGCCUUAUAUGAGCCCCGUAGAUCCUCUUGAACGAGCUUUGAUUGGGGAUGAAGAAGAUAGUGAAGAUGAGAUGAUGGGAAAAAUUGAGCAAGUACUUGACAUGUCUUGCAGUUAUGUCCAUGGGUUUGGGAGAUUUGAGGAGUUGGACAGGCCUGUCACUCUGACCCCUCCUAAGAUAUCUAUUGAAGAAACUCCAAAGCUAGAACUUAAGCCCCUUCCAGUGCAUCUACGCUAUGCUUAUUUGGGGAACUCUGAGACAUUGCCACUGAUUAUUUCAUCCAGCUUGACUAAUAUACAAGAAGAAAAACUGCUCAGAGUACUUCGCAAACAUAAAAAGGCUAUUGGGUGGACAAUUGCUGACAUCAAGGGAAUCAGUCCAUUAUUUUGCAUGCGUAAAAUCUUUCUGGAAGAUGGACACUGCCCCAGUGUUGAGCAGCAAAGGAGAUUAAAUUCCAUUAUGAAAGAGGUCAUGAAGAAGGAACAACUGGGUAAGCCCAAUGCAAUGUGUGCCCAAAAAGGGGGGAUGACUGUGGCAGAGAAUGAAAAAAAUGAGUUAAUUCCUACUCGCACUGUAACGGGGUGGAGAGUUUGCAUUGAUUACAGAAGGCUCAACAAAGCAACCCGCAAGGACCAUUUCCCACUUCCAUUCAUUGAUCAAAUGUUGGACAGAUUGGCGGGGCAUGAAUAUUAUUGCUUUCUUGAUGGUUAUUCGGGGUUUCUUGAAAAAGACGUAACUUUCAAUUUUGAUGAUGCCUGCCUAAAGGUAUUUGAAGAGCUCAAAAAGAAGUUGGUGGCUUCCCCCAUUAUUGCGGCACCAGAUUGGUCCUUACCAUUUGAACUUAUGUGUGACGAAAGUGACCAUGCUAUUGGGGCAGUGCUAGGCCAAAGGAAAGACAAGGUGUUUUAUUCCAUCUACUAUGCGAGUAAGACUCUUGAUGAUACACAGCUGAAUUACACCACCACUGAAAAGGAGUUGAUAGCCGUUGUGUGGGCCUUUGAAAAAUUUCGGGCAUACUUGGUGGGAACAAAAGUCAUAGUCCAUACCGAUCAUGCAGCAAUCGGGUAUCUAUUUUCAAAAAAGGUAUCUAAGGCUAGAUUGAUGCGUUUGGUUUUGUUGUUGCAAGAAUUUGAUGUAGAAAUACGAGAUCGAAAGGGCAUAGAGAACCAAGUAGCUGACCACCCUUCCCCAUGGUACGCGAACUAUGUGAACUAUCUUGUGAUUGGGGUACUUCUGCCUAAAAUUGAAUUUGAAGCUAGAAAGAGGUUUUUACAUGAUGUGAACUUCUACUACUGGGAUGAGCCAUACUUGUACAAGCAGUGUGCUGAUCAGUUGAUGAGGAGAUGCAUUCCAGAAAAGAAGGAUGCCCAUGCAUUUGUAAAGAAGUGUGACCGGUGUCAAAGAACAGGAACAAUCACAAAGAGGCAUGAGAUGCCUUUGAAUAAUAUCUUGGAGGUCGAGAUUUUUGAUGUGUGGGGGAUAGAUUUUAUGGGACCAUUCCCAUUGUCCAGAGGAAACAAAUGCAUCUUGCUAGUAGUUGACUACGUGUCAAAAUGGGUAGAGGCGAUUUCAUUGCCAACAAAUAAUGCCAUGGUGGUAGCUGCGCUUGUGAAAAGGAGCAUAUUCUCGAGGUUUGGGACUCCACAUGCCUUGAUUAGUGAUGAAGGGACACAUUUUUGCAAUAGGUUGUUGAAUAACCUUAUAGCUAAAUAUGGAGUCCGUCAUAGAGUUGCUACGACAUAUCAUCACCAAGCAAGUGGAAAAGCUGAGGUGUCUAACAGAGAAAUAAAUCAAAUCUUAGAGAAGACAGUGAGUGUGAAUAGGAAGGAUUGGGCUGCAAAGUUAGAUGAUGUCUUGUGGGCGUAUAGAACUACAUACAAAAUGCCAAUUGGGGCAUCGUCGUAUAAGCUCGUUUAUGGGAAAGCAUGUCACUUGCAUGUUGAACUUGAACACAAAGCGUACUAG
This is a messenger RNA of Nicotiana tabacum (common tobacco), 3729 nucleotides long. Lineage: Eukaryota; Viridiplantae; Streptophyta; Magnoliopsida; Solanales; Solanaceae. The record is from RefSeq and is a predicted model, not a curated record.